Letharia columbiana is the source of this 1182-nucleotide messenger RNA. RefSeq lists its product as uncharacterized. Lineage: Eukaryota; Fungi; Ascomycota; Lecanoromycetes; Lecanorales; Parmeliaceae. Bases 1 to 1182 code for a protein of 393 amino acids. The record is from RefSeq and is a predicted model, not a curated record. The transcript has a single exon.
AUGAAGAUAGGAAGCCGUGGUGGAAGGCAAUGGCUCUUAAGAUAUGCAAUCGGGACAUUUGUAGUCAUCCUCCUGGUGGUCUUGCUCUCCCAUACAUUCGAACCGACCAAGUUCCUUCGGGAAUCCUACGACCACGAUGUCGGAGCCUCAGGGGAUGAGUCAACGCCAUCUUCGGAAAGAGUGUCUGAUAUAACCUCCCUUGAUACCUCCUCUUCUGGCUUGAACGAUGCAUCAAUUGCACCGUCUUCGGAGGAGCUGCAUACCACCAGUGACUUGAAGGGCACAUCAGCUACAGUCUCUGAUGGCGUUAAACCCAACAAAGUACCAAAUGCGAUCCCUGACUCCCAGAUCCUAGUCACACCCAAACCACAACUCGACGUCGUCAUUGCCCAUCAUUCCGAGGAGCCGUACUACAUCAAAGUCUGGACGGACAGUCUGCGUUCGAUACCCUACAUGCAAGAGCUAGGAAUGCGGAUCAUAAUCUACACGAAGGGUUCGAUGGAGCUCGCGGCAAUAAAGGAAGCAAGUGGGGCGGAUGAAGUCAUCCAGCUGCCCAACGUGGGGAGAGAAGGAGGCACCUACUUGCACCAUCUGCUCAGCGUCUACGACGAUCCGCCACAAUUCACACUCUUCGCCCAGGCGAAGCUCAAAAAGGCCCAGGAAGAAGGCUCUGGGCAAAUGACGCAGUGGCUGCAAGAUAGGCUCCGGGCUGAUUUUGGCAACGAGACGGGAUUCAUGAGCAUGGACAGGAAGCAUGACAUCUGCUAUUGCGGCCAUUGCACAGACAUGGGCCGGGAUGAUUUCUAUCCGCUGUGGCCGCAGAUCUACUCUAUCUUGCAAGGAGAUGUGUGCCAGCGAUUGCAAGGGCAUGUCCUUUCCUUCAAUGGCCAUUUCAUCGUGUCACGGAAACGAGUCCUUGCUCGUCCCCGUGAGAUAUACCAAUAUCUUCAGGCCCUCGUCGAUGCAUCCGCAGAUCAUUGGAUUCACUCGGAGCCUGAGCCGACGUGGUUCGAGAAGGACAGAGGGAAGAGCAUACCUAGCAAUCCCAAAUUUGGGCACACGCUCGAAAGGCUGUGGCAUACAAUUUUCAGAUGCGAUGAUCCUGCAAUGGUCGUGGACUGCGACGUGAAGGGUAUGGAAGCAGAGGGUCCGGGCGGGUGUUCUUGCAGAGAUGCCCCAUAA